CUCGAUCGCACGCUUCAACAAUGCCAUAUCAUACCAUACCAUCAGCUGUCUGCAACGCUAGCAGAAACGCACACCAAGGGCCAUACCAUACCAUACCAUCGUACUUGUGACGCUGACGGCUCUUGACCCUCCCCGCAUCCGUCAGCUGCUCGUCGUGUUGCACCCAGAGCCAUGUCGGCAAUGUAGCUCCCAUGCAAUGAAGCAGCGUGGGAGAGCCAUUCAUGGUGGGAGCGAAUGCCUCGAACUUCCGCAGUGGACAAUGCAACUCUCCAGACCUCAUGACAAUAGGGACAGGACAGCACAGGCAUGCUGCUGCUUAGGGCUCAACAUGGCAAGCCGUCCGAAGAAGGCCAUGGAUGAAGACCCAAGUCGCCAGGAGUGAGUCUCUCGUUUGCCAGCUACAUUACUCAGGGCAUGAAUAUGAUCACACUGCUGUGAUGCUACUAAUGCUGCUACUCCAGAGCUGCCCUGAGGCCUUGUGGUCUCUCCAAACACGCGAAACAAGCCGCCAAAGCACUAAUGGUCCGCAGACCUCGUUGAGAAUUUGUACCUCCUACCCUCAGCAGACAGAUGGACUCAACUACUUGCCUCAGAGCACGAAACCUCAGCUUUCCACAUCCAAUGCACCUUCCCAUGUUGUACCGCCGCAUUCGGCGUAAUCCAGGCCGCAACACAUCAUAGGCUUGCAAGGGCAAGAGACAGCAAAAUGUAGUCUAGCCAUCAGCAUCGGCACUUGCCGUACGAGCACAUUCGUAUGCGGAUCAAGUCACUGAGAGCGAGGCCCGAAGGUCGGCGCAUCGAUCAUGGACGAAAGCAUCGAUCACCGACGCCAAUGCAAAGAGAAUAAGUCGUCAGCCUGCACGUGGCCAUCGAUAUUUCCAAAAAGGGCGUAGCUGUUGAGAUGACUGGGUUGAGCUACAAGCGACCAAGUUUGUUCGUAGCACGCUCAACGGACCACUGAGCUCGACAUCGCCCUAGUAUCGAUCACUGCCUCCAGAGGUGACCCGAGGAGAGAUGGCAGAGCUCUCCAUCUUGCCGAGAGCGCCGCCGCCGCCGCCCCUUCGUACCGUUCGUUUCUCUUAGCAAACAUUGAGGGGAAAACCGAGGCCACAGGCUCAUCUGGUAGAUGUAAGACUACCUCAUUCAGGGAAUCCUGCCCAAGCGUACUCUCCUUGACCAUGACCCAACACUCCAGAGGGUUGAUUCACCCGAGACCGACCUCCUUGCCAAAGCGUCCCGAGCUCUGCCAUGCUCCAAGUUGACUGCGUUGUCGUCGACUAUGGUCUACAGGGUACACCAGAACUCUGCUCGGCCAGGAGCAAUAUAUAAACGCCCUAUGAAGACAGCGCACUGUCGAAGAUUGUCUCUCUCUCAAGUCCACAUCGGGGCACAACAAACCGCUUCUAGUAUCCUUUGCUCAACUUUCCUUCGAACUACCUUCACCAUGAAAGCAGCGACUCUAUUCGCAGGGCUCUUUGCCAUUGCUUACGCCGCUCCGUUAAUGGCCCCGGAGCUCAAUGCUCGCAAUGAAGUAUCGCCUACCGAAUUCGCCAAGCGCGGUGAUGGACGUGACGGUGGACGCGACGGUGACGGACAAUACAUCGCCAAGCGUGGCGAUGGACGCGAUGGUGGACGCGACGGUGAUGGACAAUACAUCGCCAAGCGCGGUGACGGACGCGAUGGUGGACGCGACGGUGAUGGACAAUACAUCGCCAAGCGUGGUGAUGGACGCGAUGGCGGACGCGACGGUGACGGACAAUACAUCGCCAAGCGCGGUGAUGGACGCGAUGGCGGACGCGACGGUGACGGACAAUACAUCGCCAAGCGCGGUGAUGGACGCGAUGGCGGACGCGACGGUGAUGGACAAUACAUCGCCAAGCGCGGUGAUGGACGUGACGGUGGACGCGACGGUGACGGACAAUACAUCGCCAAGCGCGGCGAUGGACGCGAUGGUGGACGCGACGGUGACGGACAAUACAUCGCCAAGCGUGGUGAUGGACGCGAUGGCGGACGUGACGGUGACGGACAAUAG
Messenger RNA from Sphaerulina musiva SO2202, 2032 nucleotides. RefSeq lists its product as uncharacterized. The coding region runs from base 1280 to 2032 and encodes 250 amino acids. The record is from RefSeq and is a predicted model, not a curated record. NCBI's taxonomy places the organism in Eukaryota, Fungi, Ascomycota, Dothideomycetes, Mycosphaerellales, Mycosphaerellaceae. The transcript is spliced from 4 exons.